AUGCCUCUCGGAGUGGGAAGCAGAGCUCUCAAAUCAGAAGUAGAGGUCGCGCAGGCCGAAAUGCCUCGCCUCGAGGAGGUCAAUUGGUGGCGUGAGCCAGGGCUUCGUCGACUCUACUUCUGGGCCUCUGUUCUUUGUGUUGCAUCAGCCACUACGGGCUAUGAUGGAAUGAUGCUGAAUACCUCUCAAAAUUUGGACUCAUGGCAAAAGUUCUUUGGGACACCUUCAGGCUCUCAGCUGGGCCUGAUGAAUGCUGUCUAUCAAAUCGGCAGUUUGGCUAGUUUCCCAUUCGUUCCACUCAUGGCCGAUCGCUGGGGCCGAAAACUUCCCAUCAUCAUCGGGUGUGUGCUCAUGAUUCUCGGUGGACUUUUAGGCGCCUUCUGCAAGGACUACGGGAUGUACGUCGCUGGUCGUCUCUUCCUUGGCUUCGGAAACAGUCUGGCCCAGAUGGCCUCGCCUGUUCUUCUUACCGAGAUUUGCCAUCCCCAACAUCGAGGCAAGGUGACGAGUAUCUACAACUGUCUUUGGAACCUGGGUGCCUUGGUUGUCGCGUGGAUCGCUUGGGGCACAAUGUACAUCCACGGAGACUGGUCAUGGCGAAGCUUAACCAUCCUUCAAGUCUUCCCCGCUGUAAUCCAGCUCGCUCUCAUCUGGUGGGUCCCCGAGUCUCCCCGAUGGUUGGUCUCGCAGGAGCGAUAUGAUGAAGCCCUUGAUAUCCUCGCCUACUACCAUGGUAACGGCAACCAAUACAACUCCACCGUUCAGUUCGAAUUCCGCGAGAUCAAGGAGACCAUCCGCCUGGAAAUGAUCAUUCAAAAGAACAGUAGCUAUCUGGACUUUAUGAAGACCCGAGGUAACCGCUAUCGAUUGGCCAUCCUUGUCUCGCUGGGUAUUAUCUCGCAGUACAGUGGAAAUGCCCUGUUCAGCAACUACACCAGUCUGAUCUACAACAGUAUGGGCAUCACUGAUCAGACCAAGAAAAUUCCACUGAAUGGUGGUCAGACACUCCUGAGUCUCGUAGUCAGUAUAGGCAGUGCAUUCUUUGUGGAUCGGAUUGGUCGCCGUCCUCUAUUCCUAAUCUCCACCGCUGGCAUGGUGCUCAUGUUCUUAGCCUGGACGGUCACGUCUUCGGUCUAUGAGAAGACCCAGGACGUCAAAUCUUCUGGUUAUCCACAGGUCGUCUUUGUGUGGCUUUUCUCCGUCUUCUACGCCAUCGCCUGGUCGGGUCUCUUGGUCGCCUAUUCUCUCGAGAUCCUUCCCUAUCGCCUGCGUGCCAAGGGCAUCAUGAUUAUGAACUUGACAGUGCAGGCUUCUUUGAUUCUCGGAAAUUACACCAAUCCAAUCGCCUGGGAGAAUUUGCCUCACCACUGGAAUCUCUCACUCAUCUAUACGAUCUGGAUUUUCAUUGAGCUUGUCUUUGUCUACUUCUUCUAUGUGGAGACCCGCGGGCCUACCCUUGAGGAGCUGGCCAAGAUCUUUGAUGGUGAUGAUGCCGCCAUCGCCCACAUUGACCUAGAUGAAGUUGAAAAAGAUAUAGACGAGGAUGCCAGGAGGCUGGUCUUUCGCCGACCGUAUUAG
Penicillium oxalicum is the source of this 1578-nucleotide messenger RNA. RefSeq names its product putative MFS hexose transporter. Gene Ontology annotation, biological process: transmembrane transport; carbohydrate transport. Gene Ontology annotation, cellular component: membrane. The transcript is spliced from 9 exons. Lineage: Eukaryota; Fungi; Ascomycota; Eurotiomycetes; Eurotiales; Aspergillaceae. The record is from RefSeq and is a predicted model, not a curated record. Gene Ontology annotation, molecular function: carbohydrate:proton symporter activity. The coding region runs from base 1 to 1578 and encodes 525 amino acids.